Paramecium octaurelia is the source of this 753-nucleotide messenger RNA. Lineage: Eukaryota; Ciliophora; Oligohymenophorea; Peniculida; Parameciidae. The record is from the annotation of a GenBank genome assembly.
AUGGAUUAAUAAUAAGGAGAAAAUAAAUUAUCAAAAAAGUAGUAAAAGAAAUUAGCCAAAAAGGAAAAAUAGAAAGAGUACUUCAAGGAGAAGAAAAUUCUCAAAAAACAAAUUAAGAAAUAAUAAAAGCAAGAACAAAAAGCCAAUCAAGUUGAUGAUAAUAAGGUCCAUAAUCAAGAAAAAUUACAUAAAAAACCAAGAGAGCAGUAUCAAGAAGAAAUGAAGAAUGGAAUCAAAGUUGUUAUCGAUCUACAAUUCAUGAAUUAGAUGACGAUUCAAGAAAAAACAUCUUUAUAUAAAUAAAUUGAGCUUUGUCAUUCAAACAAUUUCAAAUCAGCAAAACCUUUAAAUCUCAUAGUGACAUCUUUGUCAGAGGAUUUCCAAUAAUUAUUAAAUAAAAGCAAUGCUUCAAACUGGGGUAUUUAAUUAAACGAAAAACCAUAUAUUGAUUUAUUUAACAAGGAAGAUUUAGUCUAUCUCACAGGUGAUACAGAUAAUGUUAUGGAUGAACUUAAUUAGGAAGAAGUAUAUAUCAUUGGUGGACUAGUUGAUCAUAAUAGAUUGAAGUUAAUAACUUACAAUAAAGCUAUAGAAUAAGGUAUAAAGACAAAGAAGCUUCCAAUAAAUUUAAAUUUAAAAACAUCCUCAAUAUUAACAGUAAAUCAAGUGUUUGAAAUAUUACUAAGACGCAAUAAUGGCGAAGAUUGGAAUGAUUCUGUAUAAAAUACAAUUCCGAAAAGAAAGCUUGCAUGA